Messenger RNA from Larimichthys crocea (large yellow croaker), 1593 nucleotides. RefSeq names its product PGAM family member 5, serine/threonine protein phosphatase, mitochondrial (gene pgam5). Gene Ontology annotation, molecular function: protein serine/threonine phosphatase activity. Gene Ontology annotation, biological process: peptidyl-threonine dephosphorylation; positive regulation of mitochondrial fission. Gene Ontology annotation, cellular component: mitochondrion. NCBI's taxonomy places the organism in Eukaryota, Metazoa, Chordata, Actinopteri, Sciaenidae. The transcript is spliced from 6 exons. The coding region runs from base 295 to 1203 and encodes 302 amino acids. The record is from RefSeq and is a predicted model, not a curated record.
UUGUGGCUCAUGCGAGCCACCGUAAUGUUUGUGGCCAAACUAGAUUAGCUUGCCAUCUCUUGUGCCGUCUGUAUUUUUAGUUUCUUACCAAGAGCCGCCUCCCGGUUGAUAUUUGUACCACAAAAGGCGAGUUUUGUUUUCUUUGGUGUAGUUGGAGUUGACUGUCAAACGCCAUUGAGCAGAAAUAAAGCCACACAUCUGAGAGGAGGAGGCGUCACGGCUCGUUAACAGUAAACCAGUUAAGCUCAGCUAAUUAGCUAGCAAUAGUUUGCUCCUUCCUCGGCGGCUCGCACGAUGUCGUACAGGAAAACUUUGAAACUUAUUUGUGGCUUCGCCGGUGGCUCGGCGGUGCUGGUUUUCGCCGCUGCGUCCGCUGACUCCCGCGGAUAUUUCGGCGAGCGACGCGGGGACGCGGCCAGCCGGUGGUCGAGGUUUGCCGUUCUUCAAGCUGCGCAGCCGGCGUGGACACCGGCCAGUCACACACCAGCACCGACUGGACACUCCUGGGACUUCAACUGGGACAAGAGAGACCCGUCUGCACUGUCCAACGGCAAGAAGAAGGAAACUGCAACAGAAGACCCCAGCUCCGAGCAGGACAAUGGCAAACCCAAAGCCACGCGCAACAUCCUCCUCAUCAGACACUCCCAGUACAACCUGAGCGGAGCCAGCGACAAGGAGAGGAUCCUCACUCCGUUAGGUCGAGAGCAGGCCGAGUUCACGGGCAAGAGGUUGGCGGAAUUGGGGCUGAAGUAUGACGUCCUGAUCCACUCCAGCAUGGCCAGGGCUACAGAGACGGCACAUAUCAUCAGCAAACACCUCCCAGGUCCAGGAGUGGAGCUGCUGAGCUGUGAUUUGCUGAGAGAGGGUGCACCCAUCGAACCAGUUCCACCUGUCACUCACUGGAAGCCCGAUGCUGUGCAGUACCACGAAGACGGAGCUCGCAUUGAGGCAGCCUUCCGCCGCUACAUCCACCGGGCUGACCCCAAGCAGAAGGAGGACAGCUACGAGAUCAUCGUGUGUCAUGCCAAUGUCAUCCGCUAUUUUGUCUGCAGGGCUCUGCAGUUUCCUCCUGAAGGCUGGUUACGUAUUGGCUUGAACAACGGCAGCAUCACAUGGCUCACCAUCCGCCCUAGCGGCAGGGUGGCCCUCAGAACUCUGGGAGAUGCAGGAUUCAUGCCCCCAGACAAACUAACAAGGACCUGAUGGCCCAAAACACAGGUUUUAGGGACUGGGUCCGAUGCCCAGUCAGUUGGUCGCAGGGUCAAAGCUCAGUUUUCUCCUUAAGUGUCUUGAAAAUUAAUGUUAUUAUUUUGUAAUUGAGGUACUGUCACUAUGGAGGGACUGUGUGGUUGUGAUUACUUCCGUGCCAUAGAACGUCAGCAGAAGCGAGUCACAGCUGCAUAGCAACUCCUCCUGAAUGUAACAGGAUUUUUACAUGUGUGGCUGAUUUUUAAACCAAAAAGUUGUAUUUGUAUAGCUGUUGUAAAUGAAAAUCUUGCUCUCAGCUUUACAUUUGUCAUUACAGUAUUCUUCAGUGAAAGAUUGUGUUGUAUGGUGCAGCUGUAGUAAAUAAAAGAAAAUGAAUGCCUCGGU